Molecule: messenger RNA, 1005 nt
Organism: Metarhizium acridum CQMa 102
Lineage: Eukaryota; Fungi; Ascomycota; Sordariomycetes; Hypocreales; Clavicipitaceae
Source: RefSeq, a predicted model, not a curated record
AUGUGCUCUAUUCUGGGACGCCCCCCUGCCGUGGAAGCCACAGAACCUGGCAGUCAGAUCGCCGGUUCUAGAGGGGAGCUGCCUUUCGACAUGUAUUCCAAGGCUUUUGAGGCCGCAUUCAGGGCAUCCAAACUCAUUGGCGAAAUCCUGAAAAAAAUAUAUUCCUCAACAUUAUUAGAGCAAGAGGAAGCUUAUCGAUUCCUCGAGCGUCUUGCUGAUUGGAAAGACUCGCUUCCCCAUGAGCUUCAACGAGACAUCAAACUUACUAGUAAUCUAUCCCAGAAUGAGCGGGACCUUGAUGCUGCAAGUAUAUACAUUGCAUGCCUCUAUUACUACACCGUCAUGUUAGUCUCGCGGCCAUUUCUGGUCUCGCGGCUCACUUCAGCCGAAAACAAUGCCAGCUAUGCAUCUGGCACUUUCUCAACCCAUGCUGAAGAUCCACGCCCGGACGAGCAGCUCGAGAGCAUCGCCCUGGACUCUGCCAUUUAUAUGAGCGAAACGAUCUCCAAUGCAGUUAAGAUUAGUACUGUUUCCUUUAACGCCUGUUUUAUUAAAACCCGGCUCUUCUCGGCAGCUCUCGUAUUGGCAAUUUCCAUGAUUGUUGAUCCCUCGGUAAGUUUCAAGGCGCAGCCAGCGUUUAACCUCGCGAAAGAGUCUUUCUACCUACAAUCCGGCUCGAGUUUAUACUCAGCACAGUAUCACCAGAUUCUGGAAGAUAUCGCUGCCAUAAUCAAAAGCUCUCAUGCAACCGCGGCGCAAAAUCAGAGUAAAACAAACCAGCGAUACGUGGGCCAUCUGCUCAAGUUUUCAAGUACGGAAAUGUGUCAAGAUGCGGCGCAAAGCGUUACUCUCAAUAGCGAUGCUUUGGAGACUCUGGACAUGCCCUCGAUCGAUGAUAACCUGAACAUGUUUCUGUCGAUUGGAGACGAGGGGAUUACUAACCAGCUCGGAUCUUUGGUCAAUUGUGACGUUGAUUCAUUUUGGUACGACCUAGCUAGACAGUAA